Rotaria sp. Silwood2 is the source of this 1038-nucleotide messenger RNA. NCBI's taxonomy places the organism in Eukaryota, Metazoa, Rotifera, Eurotatoria, Philodinida, Philodinidae. The record is from the annotation of a GenBank genome assembly.
AUGAUGCGUGAUCGUCAAUGGAUUCGUGUUCAAUUACCUGAUAUAAAAAGUUUAUCGAUUCCAAUAAAAAUAAGUAAAACAGCUGUAUCAAGUCAAUUAAGUGAAAAUGGAAAAGAUCUAUUUGAAGAUUUAAGUGAUGAUGAAAGCAAAAAAGAAGACGAAUCACCUGCUAAAAAGAAACGAAAAACAAAUUCAACUGAUAUAAUGGAUAUAUUUACUAUUAAUCCUGAACCAAUUAAAAAUUAUUCAUUAGAUACAAAUUCAUCAACAUUAGCACUUUCUAAUACUCAUAUUCUUCUUCAUGAUAAUCAUAAAUUAAUUUUAUUUGAUUAUCAUAAAAAAUUGAAUGAACUUCAAUGGAGUGAUAAUGAUUAUGGUAUUCUUGUUGAUAUGUGUUGGAUGUCAUCAUUAUCAAUGUUUGUUAUAUUAACAAUUCAUUCUGUAUAUUUAUAUGAUCCAAUAAAAUCACAUCCAAAUCUUCCAGUUAAAAUCGAUGCAAUUCAACCGUUAGAUCGAUCACAUGUUUUAGCAUCAAUAUCACCAUUUGAACGUGAUAUUUUUAUAAAUUAUCAUAAAGGUGUACAUUUAGAUCAAUAUCGUGUAUCAUCAACAUCACAAUGGACAUUAGAAAAACGUUAUGCUAAAUCUGAUUGUUGUGAAACAAAAGAUAUUGGAAUGCGUGAUGUUCGAUGUGAUUCACAAUAUAUUUGUUUAUCAAUAAUGCAACAAGAUGAUUUAAAAUGGAGAUUAGAUAUAAUGUCACGUGAUAUGAAAAGAGUAAGACGUGGUACUACAAUGGAUUCAGGAGAAAAUCAACAUAAAUUUUUUUCUAUGCUUAUACCACUUCAUGAUCAACGAUGGUUAUUUGUUAAUUGGCAUACAAACAAACUUUGGAUAGUUGAUCAACAAGGAAAACCAAAAUUAAUUAAAGAAACAAAAAUAAGAAACAUUAGAAAUGUUUGUAUUGCUCCAAACAGUUCUUAUGUGGCUAUUAGAACUGAAAAACCAUCGGCUGUUAAACUUUAUAAACUUGAUUAA